UCUACAUUGUUUAUGUGACUCGCACGUCUCGAAUACAAGGACGUCAGGAAAAUUUUGGUUAUUAUUUCAUCAUAUUCAAGAAACCUUUUCAUUUUCUUCAAAAAUGUCGGACUGGGAUACUGUUACCAUUCUUCGCAAGAAACCACCAAAGGCUUCUGCUCUUAAGACUGAACAAGCCGUUAAUGCUGCACGUCGUCAAGGUUUGCCAGUGGACACUCAACAAAAAUAUGGUGCUGGAACUAAUAAACAACACGUAACUACUAAAAAUACUGCAAAACUUGAUAGAGAAACUGAAGAAUUACGACAUGAAAAAGUGCCUCUUGAUCUAGGAAAACUAAUAAUGCAAGGCAGACAGUCUAAGGGUAUGAGUCAAAAAGAUUUGGCCACAAAAAUAUGUGAAAAACCUCAAAUCGUGAAUGACUACGAAGCAGGUCGUGGUAUUCCGAAUAACAUAGUACUCGGUAAAAUAGAAAGAGCGAUUGGAUUAAAACUUCGUGGAAAAGAACGUGGCCAACCGCUACAGCCUCCUGGAGGAAAGAAUUAAUAACGGAUUCCCUGGGAGGCGAAGACUGAACUCCGAUUUGUUUAUUGCAUAAUAUUUCUCUCAUUUUUGCUGUUGAAUGUGUAAUUUGUUUAAUUCGAAUACUGUACUUUCAUCAUGCUUUAUAAUAUUAUGGUGUCAGGUGUACAUAUGCAUUUGCAAUUAUUUUAGAUCUGGAACAUUCUUUUGUCUAAUGUUACCAUCGUGAAAAAGUUGUUAUUCAGUGAUUGGGAAAUGUGGAUGUGAUAAGCAAUAAAAAUAGUUUUAUUUAA
Molecule: messenger RNA, 813 nt
Organism: Pararge aegeria (speckled wood butterfly)
Lineage: Eukaryota; Metazoa; Arthropoda; Insecta; Lepidoptera; Nymphalidae
Gene: mbf1
Product: endothelial differentiation-related factor 1 homolog
Exons: 1
Coding region: 104-544 (146 amino acids)
Cellular component (GO): nucleus
Molecular function (GO): DNA binding
Source: RefSeq, a predicted model, not a curated record